This is a messenger RNA of Polistes dominula (European paper wasp), 14388 nucleotides long. It is a transcript of the gene HUWE1, whose product is annotated as HECT, UBA and WWE domain containing E3 ubiquitin protein ligase 1. Gene Ontology annotation, biological process: protein polyubiquitination; ubiquitin-dependent protein catabolic process. Lineage: Eukaryota; Metazoa; Arthropoda; Insecta; Hymenoptera; Vespidae. The record is from RefSeq and is a predicted model, not a curated record. Gene Ontology annotation, cellular component: nucleus; cytoplasm. Gene Ontology annotation, molecular function: protein binding; ubiquitin protein ligase activity; zinc ion binding.
CAUAUAUUAUAUAUUAUAACGAUAGAGAAAUACGAUAAUAAACUCAUAUAAAUGACGUUGAGUCAAAUGAACUUAUCAUCAAACUGAAACAUUUAUCCAUCGAGGGUUUCUUUUUUCUGUUAUAGUUAGUUUUUUUUCCGUUAUUUCUCUCUUUCUAUUUGCCUUUCUUCUUCUGCCAUCUUCUUCUUCUUCUCCACUCUUCUUUCUUCGUCGUUAUUUCGAAUUGAAGAGCAGUACGUCGUGAGAGAAAAAGGAUAAUAAUAUAAGAGAGGUGGUGGUAGUUGUGUGGUAAUGUGGUGUGGUAGUGGUGGUAGUGGUAGUGGAUGAUCAGGUUAGCACCAUAGGGUGCUUCAGGAGGAGGCCAUUGGUUGCGGUGAAAAUCUUCUUCCUCUACAGUCGUUACGAGCGCAAUGCACGUGUCACAUCAUAAUCUUUACAAGAACGUUGAAAGAGUUAAUACAAACGAAAGAGAUACGAUACGAGUAGGAGUCGGUGUCAUAGACGAGAUUAAAAGUUAGAUAUUAGAUUUUACAAAGAUAUACUAAAAUGAAGAUCGACAGAAGCAGAUUGAAAAAGUGCACUUCGGAAGUUCCAGCCGAGUGUCAAGCUCUCAUAAGCAAAUUACGUUCUUGCUCUCAUGCGGAACUGUUAGAGGAGCUUAAACAAAUUGAUGCAUGGACUUUUGGAAAGUGUGAACUAUUUCAUUGGAUCGAUGUCUUGGAUCUUAGCGAUAGUAUUUUAGAGGAAGCUACGGCAAGAAGCUCAGAUAAUCCAUGGGAAUUGGCAUGUGACUUGCCUCAAAAUGCAGAGGCAAAAGAAUUACUUCUAUGGGUUCUCCAUUUUACUACUUUGCUAAUUGAACAUUCAUUUUCACGGCAUCUGUAUAACAGUAUGGAACAUCUAAUAACAUUAUUGUCAAGUUGUGAUAUGCAUGUGGUUCUUGGCGUAUUAAAUCUUUUAUAUAUGUUCAGUAAGCGCAGUAAUUUUAUUACUCGUCUAAAUAAUGACAAACGUCAAGCUCUUCUUAGUAGACUCAAUCAUCUAGCAGAGAGUUGGGGUGGUAAAGAAAAUGGUUUUGGAUUAGCAGCUUGUUGUAAGGAAUACCCAGAUAAGCCAUUUCCACCGAGUGCUACAACUUUACAUUUUGAAUUCUAUGCUGAAAAUCCAGCUGUAACAGAAAGUGCAAUUACAUCAAACAGUGUAAAAAAGAUUGGUCAAACAAAUUAUGCAACAUAUAUACAUAUAGAAUCUGUAGAUAAACUUGGUAAAACGCCAGCACAAUUAAUGAAUGACUUAUUGAAAGUUUAUAAUGUACCCCAGGAUCGUCAGAUGGCUCUAUUGACACAUGUUAGACUGGCCCAUAGUUUCUCAGAUUAUCGUAGGCGUUUGCAGUGUGUUCAAGCUCGUCUUCAAGCAUUAUCUGUAUUAGUAUAUAGUAAUGCAUUGCAAGAAAAUGCACACAGUCUUUUACAUGCUGGACUUCUUGAAGAAUUAGUGGAAUUACUUGAGUUGCCACACCCCCAUCUUGUUGAAAUUCGGGCUGCAGCAUUACGUACCCUAACUAGUAUUAUACAUUUAGAUCGUAAUCCACAUUUUCCAAAAAAACCUGGCUCAAGAUUAAAUAUGAUUAUUGAUGUGACUGGAGCCAGUUCAUAUCAUGGCUUUUUACCGGUUCUUAUUCGCACUUGCAUAACAACAUUAACAUCAUCGCAAGCAGAUGGACAACCAUUUCCAUUGCCACUGGCAACAGCUUUAUUCAGCUUUUUAUUUCAUCUUGCUAGUUAUGAAGCAGGAGCAGAAGCUCUUGUCAGUUGUGGUAUGAUGGAAAGUCUUCUUAAAAUAAUCAAUUGGCCAGGAAGUGAACUUGAACAUAUAACGUUUGGUACUAGAGCUGUUCGUGUAAUAGAUUUGAUUGCAAAUAUUGAUAUGCAAGGAUUUCAAGCUCAUGGUGGUUUGGGCAGUUUUAUUAAUCGCCUUGAUAUGGAAGUUAAUGUAUGCAGAAAAGAACAACCAUUUGAAAUAGAACCACAACUUUAUGAAGAAAAUCCACAAACUGUACAAGAAAGACCUAUAGACAGAGAAGGAGAAACUUCUUCACGUCGGAUAAAUGAUACAUUUGAGGAACGUGAUGAAUCUCUAAAUCCAAUGGAAAUUUCAGAAGAUGAAAAUAUGAGUAAUAAAGCAGAUGAGAAAAAUGAACAAUUGCCCGAUUAUUCUGCUGCGAAGACUGGAAAGACUUGUUUAUUACAACGUGCUGCACUUUUAAAAUCUAUGUUAAAUUUUCUUAAAAAAGCUAUUCAAGAUGCAGCUUUCUCUGAUAGUAUUCGACAUGUUAUGGAAGGGACAUUACCAUCAUCUUUGAGACAUAUUAUAAGCAAUUCUGAAUAUUAUGGUCCUUCAUUGUUUUUACUUGCUACCGAUGUUGUAACAGUAUAUGUUUUCCAAGAACCAUCAUUACUCUCAUCAUUACAAGAUAAUGGUUUAACAGAUGUUGUAUUACAUGCUCUUCUUAUUAAAGAAGUACCAGCAACUAGAGAAGUGUUAGGAUCAUUGCCUAAUGUAUUCAGUGCACUUUGUUUGAAUCAACGUGGUCUUGAGUCAUUUGUCAAACGCCGUCCCUUUGAACGAUUAUUCAAAGUACUUCUCUCACCAGUUUAUUUAUCAGCUAUGCGGAGGCGUAAAAGCGCCGAUCCACUUGGUGAUACAGCUUCUAAUUUAGGUAAUGCUAUGGACGAAUUAAUGAGACAUCAGCCAAGCUUAAAAGUUGAUGCUAUCUCUGCAAUUAUUAAGUUACUUGAAGAACUUUGUGUACUUGGUUGCGAUCCACGAUACAUAUGUUGGCGGGGUGUUAGUAAAUCAGAUAAUUCUCCAUCAAAUUCUGGAUGUGGAAAUCGCCAAUCUUCAGGCCAAUCAGUUGGCGUUGGUGUUGGAGAUUCAGCAGGUGGUAGUGGUGGAGGCGGAGGAAGUAGUAGUGACGAAGAAGAAGAGGAUGAAGAAGAAGCUAGUACUAGCUCUCAUCCUCAACGAGAAGAACAACCAUCUCCAUCUCCUGCACAACCUGGACCGCCACCUCAGCCAAGAGAAAAAACACCUAUUGCUUUGGUCGAUUAUAUUCAAAAUGUUAUGAAGUUUGUCGAUGCUAUAUUGAGUAACAACUCAACGGAUGAUCAUUGCAGAGAAUUCGUUGCGCAAAAAGGACUAGUACCACUUCUUUCUAUUCUAGGAUUACCAAAUUUACCCGUAGAUUAUCCUGUUGCUCAAGCAGCUCAGGCAGUAGCUUCAGUAUGCAAAAGUAUUUUGAACUUGGCUCAUGAACCUUUGGUUCUUAAAACUGGAUUGUCACAAUUAAAUGAGGUUUUAAAUCUAUUAAAACCUCUUUGCAGUAACAUGCAAUCACCUGCUGGUUCUGUUUUAUUACACGAAUUGGCUUCAGCUCCAAAUCUUGAAACUGCUUUCACAAGUGAUACAGCUACUCCAUUGUUACACGCUAUGAACGCUGCUCAUGGAUAUAUUGUAAUGUUUGUUCAUGUUUGUCGAACAAGUCAAAGCGAGAUUCGAAAUUUAUCUAUGAAUCAUUGGGGAUCUGACCUGGGUUUAACAGUUUUAAAAGGCUUAUCUAAGUUGUAUAUGUCUCUAGUUUGGGAAAGUACUUUAUUACUUGCAUUAUGCAGCGAAGAUAUUAUACCGGCUGGUUGCGACUUUGGAAAAGAAGAUAUGGACAAAUUAAUACCACCUGAAUUAAGAACGGAGGGUGAAAGUUCUACAUGGUCUGGUGCUGGAUCUUCCACUGAUAUAGGCAGUAAUGGAAUGACAACUGCAAUGGAAGCACUCAGCACUGAUCCUCCACCUAUACCCAUGGAGAUCGAUGAUAAGCCAAGUACAAGUGCUGGAAGAACUUCACCUAAUACUCAUCAACUGAAAUUCAUUAAGCCAUUAUUAGGUGCAUCAUCGAGAUUAGGCAGAGCACUCGCAGAAUUAUUUGGUCUACUUGUUAAGCUUUGCAUGGGUUCACCUAUAAGGCAAAGAAGAGGACAACAAAUGCCUUUGACUCCUGCUCUUCCUUCCCAAGCAGCAAGAAGUGUAGCGACUGCUUUGAAUUGUUUGUUAACACGUGGUCUGUCUUGGGAAAUAUUACCUCCAUCGCCAAUACCUAAAUUCCAAUUGACCUUCUUAAUAUGUUCUGUGGGAUUUACAUCUCCGAUGUUAUUCGACGAAAAGAGGCAUCCAUAUCAUUUGAUGCUUCAAAAGUUUGUCCAUUUGGGUGGACAAAAUGCGUUCUUCUUUACUUUCCAAUGGGCAUUGUCAGGAGGUACACAAUUUCCAUUAACUGAAGGAUUAGAGCAUCCUAAUUUACCUGAUGGGACUGGAGAGUUUUUAGAUGCUUGGCUUAUGCUUCUUGAGAAAAUGGUGAAUCCUAAAGCAAUCUUAGAUUCACCUCAUGUAGUAUCUUCUAAAUGUACAGGAAUGUAUGAUAGGUAUGAAGUGUUUGAUCCAAUAAAAUAUCUCACCGAUAUUCAUAAGAAAGCAUUUAAAGCUGUGAUGCUUAUGUGGGGUAAAAAGCCAUUAAAAAAUUAUGGAGCUCGUAUGACCGAAUCUAUAUUAUCGAUUUUGCGGCAUAUAUUACGUGGUGAAAAAAUAAUUAAGGAACGAUCUGAAAGAGAAAAAAAUAACGAAAGUGUAUCAGCUAGUGGUAGUGGUAGCACCAGUUCUGUUAGUAGGAGUGGAGCAAUAUCAGAUAGACGAGAUGAACCAGAAGCCGAUGUUAACUUGGAACAUUUGAGGCAAUUGAUGGAUAUGGGUUUUAGUAGAGCGCAUUGCAUUGAAGCUUUAUUACAUACAAUGACUGUUGAACAAGCGACAGAAUAUUUACUUGCAAAUCCUGCUACUUUGCGAAGACCUGAUGCUCCAUCGAGUGAUCCAAACCGUGUCGUUACUAUGGAGUUAGAAUUAACUGAAGACGAAGAUAUAUCACAAGUUCUUGCUAUGGCAUUCGCCGACACCGAUACUUUAAAAACACCAGGACCUGAAGAAUCUGACAACAGAGAGACAACAUUAACAGAGAGCAUAGAUGAAUUCACUCGUAAUGCUUUAGCGCAAUGUCUUAAUCUUUUGGAUCUUAUGCCUGAUACAGUAUAUAGAAUUUGUGAUUUAUUGGUAACCAUCACUAAGCGAAAUGGAGAUGAGUGGCGAGAUAACAUGCUACGUCAAUUAAUACGAGAGAUUGGUGAUUUAGUCGAUUAUUUAAUCGACAUUAUUAAAAGUCAGGAUGAAAAUGCUGGAACACUAUUAGUAGAGUGUGACGAAGCAAAUAAAGUAUCAAGACGUAUUUAUCUCUAUACAUUAUUUUUCGAGGGUACUUUCCAAGAAAUGCGGGUUCCUUGUGCUCGAAUUGUUGAGGAAUGUGUCAUGUUAGACAAACUUGUCAAUCUACUUGUAAUGAGUGAAGUGCCACUUACAGCGCAUAAGAACAAGGUCGUAAAGGAAAAUAAAGAUGGAGCAAUUACCGUAAAAACUCCUAAAUGGCUUGCACCUUUAUUAUUGCUAAUAGAUCGUUUAGAAAAAGUUGGAACUCUCACAAAAAGAAAACAACUAAUGCAUAAGGUUACAAAUUGCAUGUGGAAAUGGUUCGACUUAAGUACUGGAAAAUGGACUCUUUAUUCGCCAAUGAAUAAUAGAAUUAUUAAUGAGGCAUAUUGGGCUGGUGAGCCCAAUGUGCGUAUAACAUGUAGCAGACGUCGUUACUUAAUAACAUUUUCAUGCAUGACUCAAGUAAAUGAAGAAAGUGACAAUAGAAGACCAAUUACUAUGGGUUUUAACUUCAACAGUGGUACAAAUGAAGAUGGCGGUUCUGGUUCUGAUUCUAAUAUGGAUACUGAUGAUAGUCCAGUCGAAGAAAAACGUAAUACUGUUGUACAAGGUUUAGAUCCUAGCAUAAUACCAAGUAUCGUACGUGCGUGUGUAAAGUUAUUAGCUAUCCCAGUUGAUCGCGAUACGCUUCACGCCUUGAUGAAAGUAUGUUUGCGUUUAACGAGAGAUUAUAAGAAUGCAGAAGUAUUUGCACGAGAAGGUGGUGUCAAAUUGCUUCUUGAAAUGACUCAGUCUAGUACCUUCAUCGGAUGUAUUAAUCUUAGUACACUUCUUAUAAGACAUACAUUAGAAGAACCUCGUAUUUUACGUCUUGCUAUGGAAAAGGUCAUACGCACACGAACACAAAGUAAUAUUCCUCCUGCGUACAAAGAAAUUUUGUUUAUGACUCGUCAAAUCAGCAGUGCGGUAUGUCGGAAUCCAGAAGUUUACAGAGAAGUUUGUGAAAAUAUUCUUAGGGUUGAUAUUAACGUAUUAAAAAGGGAUGACAUUGAUAGCAGACUAGUCGUCAAAGCCUUGCCUCCUACUCAUUCUCCAGCAUUACCAAUGAUAGAAGAAGUUUCUAUUGGUGUUGUUCGCGAUCUUUUGAAUGCAUUAAUCAAACCGGUUCCUAUAUUACCCGAUGAUGGAUCUGCAACGCCAACUGGAAGUCCUGAAAAAAAGACAACACAUUCAACCACAGCAACUGGCAAUGCAUCUUCCUCAUCUUCAAGACGUGAUGUACUCAGAAAUAAUGCAAUCUCUACGAACGAUCCGCUUGAUGAUGACGAUCAAGUAUCACAAAUAAUACCUCUUAAAAUGUAUGCGGAUGUGAGCAAUAAUGGUAAAGUUGAAUCAGAAGAAGCGAAAAAGCCAUUAUUAGCCAAGUCUGCGAUAUUAAAGACAUUAGCUGAUGCUGUUAGAUCUUAUGGUUCAAUAGUUAGUCUUAUUACUGAUCAUGUAUAUAGAGCAGGUCAGAGUGAAUUAGUUACUGAAGAUACUACAGCUCUUGCAUUUCUGCUUGAUAAACUAUUGCCAGUGUUGCCAGAAAAUUCCAGUGAUCGUCAAUGUAAUAAUAUGGCACGUACGCUAAUAGCGGCAAUAGCAUCAUGUAACCAUUCACCGGAUGUACAGACGACAUUAGUAACCGAAGUAAAAGCGGCAUUGACACGAACCUUAGCACUUCCAGAGAGUGCGGAAAAACAUGCACAAUUGCAAUUAUUAAUUGGUUUGAUUUCUACCAUGAUUGAUAGUUGUCCGCUAACGCCACAGCUAAGAGCAUCGUUAAAAAUUCAUCAAUAUAAUAAUGUUAAUUAUAUUGUAAGAAUUAUGCUUAAGAAAGGUAUCAUUACCGACUUAGCUAAAAUUCCACAUAGUCUUGAUCUUUCGAGCCCACAUAUGGCUGGUACUAUUAAUGCGGCUUUGAAACCUCUUGAAACGUUAUCUCGUAUAAUUAAUCAACCAAUGCCAGGAGGUAUUAAUAAAUUUACCAAGCCAAAAAAUAGAACUGUUCAUGAAGAACCGAUCGGAGAACAAACCGGUACAACAACUUCAGAAACUACUCAUGCUGUUGGCGAGGAAACCAUCGAAGAUGCGGAAAACACCGAGCAUGAUAUUUCAGUAACAGCAGAAAGUUUAGAACCGACGUCCGAAAGUCACGUGCACGAAGAGGGAGAUGAAGCUGCCUUGGAAGAUAUCAUGGAUCAACUUCUUGAAAGCAGUGUGCUGUUUUCCAGAGAUGGUUCUACUGUAGCAGAAGAACAAUCAUCCCGAUCGCAUAGACCAAUGGAUAUUGAUGAUGAAAGUUUAGCGAUGCGUGAUGCGGAAGGAGAUUUUGAUCCAACACGUGACACCACCGUAAGAGAAGAUCUUAUGAGCUCUGAUUCAGAUUCUGAUAGUAAUCAGUCGGAUGACAAUGAAGACGAAGUCCAAGACGACGAAGACGAAGAGGAAGAAGAGGAAGAUGAAGGCGAGGAAAAUGAGGAAGAAGAAGAAGAGGAAGAAGAAGGUUCGUCAAAUUAUGAGGAAGAUGGAAUAGAAUUGUAUGAAGAUGUUGGUGAAGGUAGUGGUGUCUUUCGUAUGUUUCCCUCUGCAGAACGUGAUGGUGGCAAUGUUGUUAUGAUACAACAUAAUCUUGAUAAUCAAGAUAAUGUAAAUGCUCUAUCAUCUACACCUAUUUCAACUCGACCUGGUCUAUCAUGGAAUACGAGUUUUCCUCUACCACUUGGUUUAUUUGAAGAACCACCUUCGUUUUCUGAAGGCAAUGGAAUAAGUUCUCAUCCAAUAUUAAUAACUCAAGGUAGUUUUGAUAGUGGAAAUCCUAGAGCUCAACGAGUACUUCGACAUCGUCGAUAUCAAUAUUUGCAACUAUCUAAUUCUCGUAAUCCUAAUCCUCCUGUAAUAUUACAAAGACUUUUAGGUCCAACUUCACAGACUCUUCCUUUAUCAGCUAGUCAAGUUUUAGCUUCUAGCUUUAGAGACACGCGUGUUGUUGUAAUGGACAAUGGCCUUGGUAUAUUUACAAAUCAAGAAGAAGAACAAAUUGACUUUGUAGAUCAAUCAGGUUACUUAUUUGGGCCAAGUUUAGCUGCGACCCUAAAUAACAUUCCUACUGCAUUACACUGGUGGAUUGAAGAAAGUAAAUUAUUAGAUGGAGAUUCUCAGCCGGAUUGUUGUGUUGGUGUUGUACAUAAAAUGAUACCUAGUCUUGAGAAACAUAGAAAUGCUGAAUUAGCUGAAAGAAAAGAAAAACGUAAGAAGCAGCAUGGUUCAGAAAAGGAAAAUGAGAGAGAUGGCAAGGAAGAAAAGGAAAGUGCAAAGAACACCGAAUCUGGCCCGUCAACAACAAUUCCAACAGAAGAACAAAGAAGCUUGGCAUCAACGUCUCAAAGGGAUGACACAAUACUCGUUACAGCUACAGAAGCUACUGUCGAAACUAGAAGACAGGAAUGCAUACCUGAUGAAGAUAUUAUUGAUGUAACUGGAGAAAUGGAAGUUACGGUCCAGGAUGAUGAAGAAAGACCACGACCUCCUCCACCACCAGAAGAACAAACUACAGAAACUAGAGACCCACGUAAUACUACUAAUUGGAAUCCUACAUUAGAGCUUGCUGAAAGUAUCGUUGAUUCUGUUCUUGCUCCUUGUGCUUCUGAAGUUUCGAGACUAAGACAAUCGGAAAAUCCUACCGAAGCAUCUAAUGAAAUGCCAGAGUGUACACCUACUCCGGUAUUAAUAAAUUUUAAUCAAGAAGGUAAUGAAGAUCUUUCAAGAGAGAGCAGUGAUUCGGCUGAUUGGAUCAGACGUCUGUUAACAGAUGAUACCCCAUCCGCUGUAGAGCGAAAUGCAAAUAUCGUCAGCCAAGAUCCAACGUCUUCUACAUCAGAAAGCACACAUCCAGAAACAUCAAGUCAACAACAACAAUCACAACAACCAUCGCAAGAACAGCAGUUGCCAGAUGGUGUGGAUCCAUCCUUCUUAGCUGCCUUACCAGAAGAUAUGCGUGAUGAAGUAAUAGCAGAACAAUUGAGAUUACAGCGCAUAAGACAACGCGCUCAAGCUUCAGCAGCUGAAGAACUCGCAGGACCAGUUGAAGUAAAUCCUGAAUUUUUAGCUGCCCUACCACCAGCCAUUCAAGAAGAAGUUCUUGCUCAACAAAGGUUGGAACAACAAAGACAUGCAGCUGCAUCAGCAAAUCCGGAAGAUCCUGUCGAUGCUGCAGCAUUCUUUCAAAAUUUACAACCUUCCUUACGACAAGCAAUCCUUACGGAUAUGGAAGAAUCGCAAAUAUCUGUUCUACCUCCAGAUUUAGCUCAAGAGGCACAAAAUUUGCGUAGAGAAUGGGAAGCUCGUAAUCGACAUAUGAUGCAGGAGAGAUUUCUUAGUCAUGUCAGUCAAGGGAAUACUUUAUCGAGCAUAUUGAGAAGUUCCAGUGGAGGUAGAGGAGGUGGUGCACGAUAUGCCAUUCAUGCAGUACCACAGAGAGCUCAAUGGGGAUCAUGGAAUCCUCGAGGAGAUACUGCUAUUGCACAUCAAGGAGCAGGAUUACGUUUAAGAGGAAGGCAAUUACUUGAUCACGAAUCGAUGGCAUGUUUGUUGGUCUUGCUAUUUGUCGAUGAACCUAAAAUUAAUACACUCAGACUUCACAGAGUGAUAAGAAAUCUUUGUUAUCAUGGCAGUACAAGAGAAUGGGUAGUUAAAGCCUUACUUAGUAUCAUGGAGAGAAGUAAUGACGAAUCUAGAGAUAUACUUACAGAUUUUAGUGGAAAAUUCAAAAGAAAAAGUUUGCUUCCUACCACUACUUCAGACUAUUGGUAUCCUAAAGUAUUUGAACAAAGAAAUAACACACAGUCCUGGUUAAAUAUUAGUAUGGAUGCUGCAUUGGGUUGUAGGGCAAAUGUAUUUCAUAUUAUUAGACAUGGUGGUAAAAAGUCUGAAAGGCAAGGUAGUAUAAUAGCUAUUCAUCCACAAGCUGCACCAACAGUUUGUAGACAUACCUUAGAACUUUUAAUCUCUUUAGCAAAAAGUUUCCCAGGAUAUUUUGUGCCAAUCAAAUCAAAGGAAUCUGAAGAUAAAGAAAAAGAUCUUGCUAAUAUUAAAGAUGAAAGUAUUUCGAAAUCUAAGUCUGCAUCAAAAGUAGGAAAAAGCGAUAUUCCUGAUUUUUGGGAUAUGCUGUUAAAACUAGACUCUUGUGCUUCUAAGAAAGGAAAAUCUGUUGCAAGAACUCACUCAACUUCUAACUUGGGUAUGGACUUGGAACAUACAAUGACAACGUUUGAAGCAUCUCCAUUUGGUCAAUUAAUUUCAAUGCUAAAUUGGUCGGUUAUUAAACGAAGCAGUCAAUUAACUGACAAACUAUUGCGACUUCUUUCUUUGAUCUCCAUUGGAUUGACAGAAGUUAAUCUAUAUCGUCGACAAGAAGGUAAUAAAAAUAAAAAAACUGAAUUGAGUAAAGAACAGAGUGUCGCUGCACCAGAAGGACAUUUGAGAUUGGCUGUACAAGUAUUAACUAGUAAAAGUUGUUCCGAAGAAGGCCUGGAAGAUGCUACAGCAUUAUUGCUUAAUUUAUCGCACUGUCCAGACCCAACUAGACAAUUGAUUCUCAAUUUACUCUUAGAAGGAGCAAUGGAAUUGGCAAAUAUGGUCUGUGAACACAUUAAUGAUUUAAUGACAGAACUUAAAGUUUUAAAUCGCGAACUGAGCAGAAGAAAUUCUAUCGAAGAACAACCAUCGACUAGUUCUGGUGGAGGUGGACGUGGAAUUCUUUUAGACAGAUUUACCAAUGAAAAUGUGAUUGUAACGGCGCCAAGUAAAGUUAAAGCUGGAAGCGAUCUCCAAUUACCAUCGAUGGCUGCUCUUGUCAGUAAGACCUCUAGUCAGGCAUUCUUUUUAAGAAUACUUAAAGUAAUUGUACAGAUAAGGGAAUCUGUGCGUCUAGCAAGUACAAAGAAAGCAGCAAAUCAAGCAGCAGCUGCUACAGCAGCAACAUCAUCAACAUCAUCUACUAGUGCUCCUACAACGGAUGCGACAACUUCCAGUCAAAAUCAAGGAACAGAUCAUACUUUAUCAUGCCAUGUUUCAGCAGAUGAUAAUUCUUGUGCAGAUGUUCCUAUGGACACGGUGCAAAGUAGUAAUGCUGUUAAUUCGGAGCAUAACAAGACAGUUCCUCCACGUACUGAUGAUGAAAAGUCACCACUACCACAUUUAAGUGAAAGUUUGGUGUUGGAUCAUCUAUGGGAAACGCUUAGUGCUUGUUUAUUAGAAUUGGAAUAUACUCCAGACCAUCAUGCCGUCCUUGUUUUACAGCCUGCUGUAGAAGCAUUUUUCUUAGUCCACUCAUCAUCUACUACAUCGUCACGUGACCGACAUCGCAAUACUACUACAGAAAAUCGCGAGGUCGUACCAGACUUAGCACCAGUUUCACCUAUAUAUUCUGAUAAUGAAGGUACUACUUCUCAAGCGGAGACUGGUCCUACUACUUGGGAUACAACUAUUACAACACAAAAGACUCUACCCCCGGAUCAACUUAAAUUCUUGAAAUUUGCUGAAACGCACAGAACAGUACUCAAUCAAAUUCUACGACAAACAACUACGCAUUUAGCCGAUGGUCCAUUUUCUGUAUUAGUUGAUCAUACAAGAGUAUUAGAUUUUGAUGUCAAACGUAGAUAUUUCAGAACAGAAUUAGAACGAAUGGAUGAAGGUAUUCGUAGAGAAGAACUUGCAGUCCAUGUACGUAGAAGUCAUGUAUUCGAAGACUCGUUUAGAGAGCUCCACAGAAGAAAUGCAGAUGAAUGGAAGAAUCGUUUUUACAUCGUUUUUGAAGGCGAGGAAGGACAAGAUGCAGGUGGUUUAUUGAGAGAAUGGUACGUCAUUAUUUCAAGAGAAAUUUUCAAUCCCAUGUAUGCUCUCUUCACUGUUAGCCCUGGAGAUCGGGUUACAUAUAUGAUCAAUUCAUCUUCUCAUUGUAAUCCAAAUCAUUUGUGUUAUUAUAAAUUUGUUGGACGGGUUAUCGCUAAAGCUAUUUACGAUAAUAAAUUAUUGGAAUGUUACUUUACACGUAGUUUUUACAAACAUAUACUUGGAAUUCUUGUAAAACAUACAGAUAUGGAAAGCGAAGAUUAUAGUUUUUACAAAGGACUUGUUUAUCUUACCGAACACACUAUUGCUGAUCUUGGUUAUGAAUUAACAUUUUCAACAGAAGUAAAUGAAUUUGGUGUUAACGAUGUUCGAGAUUUAAUACCAAAUGGUCGUAACAUAGUAGUUACAGAGGAAACAAAACUUGAAUAUAUUAGGCUAGUAUGUCAGAUGAAAAUGACUAGAGCAAUUCGUAAACAAUUAACUGCGUUCCUGGAAGGCUUUUAUGAUAUUAUACCGAAGAGACUGAUUUCCAUAUUUAAUGAACAGGAACUGGAAUUAUUAAUCAGUGGAUUGCCUAAUGUAGAUAUCGAAGAUUUAAAAGCAAACACUGAAUACCAUAAAUACAGUGCCACGUCCCUGCAGAUCCAAUGGUUUUGGCGUGCGUUACGAGGAUUCGAUCAAGCCGAUAGAGCUAAAUUUUUACAGUUUGUUACUGGAACUUCUAAAGUACCUUUACAAGGUUUUGCUGCAUUAGAAGGAAUGAAUGGUGUACAAAAGUUCCAAAUUCAUCGGGAGGACAGAUCAACGGAUAGAUUACCAUCUGCUCAUACAUGUUUCAAUCAAUUGGAUUUGCCUGUAUAUGAGACAUACGACAAAUUACGCACGAAUUUACUCAAGGCGAUUCACGAAUGUAGCGAAGGAUUUGGAUUUGCAUAAAGUGUAAUUUGAAUACUGUUUUUACAUAUUAUAAAACUUCAUCGUAAAUGUUUUGCCCUGCCUAUCUAUGAUAUAUUAUAGAACACAGCCCUUAUAAUUAUUGGCUUAUUAUUCAAAAUCGGAGAUAUCCUAAGCAGUCAUGCUUUAUCUUCGUUCAAGAUCUACUGAUGAUGAUGGAGACGUAUAUAAAUCAACGUAUACAUAAUAUUAUAAAAGGUACACACGUAUGUAUAUACGUAUAAUUAUCACGAUGUAAUUAUUGAGAAUUAUUUUCAAUUAUAUAUCCACUCUUGAAGUUGAUUUCGUUUGAGAUAAAGGAUCUUGAAGAAGAUGCUGAGCUUUACAAUAAUUUUCAAACAAACAAACAAACAACAACAAAAAAGAUAAAUAAAAACGUAAUAUAGGAAAUUUAAUUAAGUUAUAUAUGGGUAAGAUUAAUGUAAGAUUCAUAUUUAAGUAGUAAGAAGUUCAAUUUCUCAUAAGAAAAUACAUAGGGUGUAAAAUGUAAUAUAUUGCACUUCAACUAAUUGGCGAUACGUUGUAACCGGUUCGAUAGUUUAUAUGGAAAUACCAUGGAUAUCGCUGUUGAGAAAAUGUAGUGUUUAAAAGAGAAAUGCUGUCAGAGAGGGAGAGAGAGGGAGAGAAUGAGAAAGAGAGAGCGAGAGACAGAGAGAAAGAAAGAUGCAUGUAAGCAAGUAAGAAAUGUGUGCGAAUGAGUGCGUGAAUUUGCAAAUAAGGGAGCGAAUGUUCCAAAAUCGAAUGGGAAUUAUUGAUGGAAACGAUGAGCCUAACUACAAGAUUUCAUAAUAAAAAAAAUGCUGUUCUGCCCCAUGUAAUGUAUGGUUGUACACUAUUAGUAUUAAUAAUUAUAACUAACUUUUAACUAAUAGUAAUGAUCGCUAAUUAAUAUCAUUUUAAUAUUAAUCAUUCGAAAUGUGAUGUUAAAAUCGUGUAAUUUUUUUCUUGAAAUCUAACGAAAUAAAGUUUACAGUUGAACAGACAUUAAUUUGUAAACACAUCGAAAAGACAAUAUCAAUAGUACGCGCAAAAAAGAAUUCAAUUCACAGUUAUAUUAUUAUUAUUAUUAUCAUCAUUAUUAUUAUUAUUAUUAUUGUUAUCAUUAUUAUUAUCAUUAUUAUUAUUAUUAUUAUCAUUAUCAUUAUUAUUAUUCGACUCCUUCAUUGGAUAUUGUCAGAGAAAAUUACUGCUAUUAGAAAACAUAGAAUAAAUUGAACAUUGUAUUUCUUCUAAAAA